AUGGAGCUACGGCGCAACUUCAGCGCGACUGCACGGCAAUCCAAGGACCAUCACUUCGACACGCUCAAGUUUGUGCAGCGGCUGAAGGAGGAGGGGUUCACAGAAGAGCAAGCCGAGGGCAUGAUGAGGGUUCUCAGCGAUGUAAUUGAGGAGAGCAUACAAAAUCUCACGCGCACCAUGGUCCUCCGCGAAGACCAGGAGAAAGCCACCUACACGCAGAAAGUCGACUUUGCCAAACUCCGCUCCGAACUCAUGACGGCCGACUCGACUGAAUCGAGUCUGACGCGCGCAUCGCACGAGCGCCUCACGAACGAGCUCGCAAAGCUGAACUCGCGCUUACGGGACGAGAUACAACGGACACAGGCGUCAGUACGGCUAGACUUGAACCUGGAGAAGGGACGCAUAAGGGAGGAGGCAAACGUGCAGGAGCUCAAGCUGAAGGAGACCGAGACGAGGAUCGAGCAGGAGACGGCGCAGCUGCGGGAAAGGCUCGAGGCGGUCAAGUUCUCAACGCUGCAGUGGCUCAUGGGUGUGUGUACGGGUACGGCGGCGUUGAUGUUGGGUGUCUGGCGGUUGUUAAUGUGA
Molecule: messenger RNA, 585 nt
Organism: Alternaria metachromatica
Lineage: Eukaryota; Fungi; Ascomycota; Dothideomycetes; Pleosporales; Pleosporaceae
Exons: 2
Coding region: 1-585 (194 amino acids)
Cellular component (GO): mitochondrion
Source: RefSeq, a predicted model, not a curated record